This is a messenger RNA of Tupaia belangeri chinensis (Chinese tree shrew), 2394 nucleotides long. RefSeq names its product glucosamine-6-phosphate deaminase 1 (gene GNPDA1). Lineage: Eukaryota; Metazoa; Chordata; Mammalia; Scandentia; Tupaiidae. Gene Ontology annotation, biological process: D-glucosamine catabolic process; N-acetylglucosamine catabolic process; N-acetylneuraminate catabolic process. The transcript has 7 exons. The record is from RefSeq and is a predicted model, not a curated record. The coding region runs from base 212 to 1081 and encodes 289 amino acids. Gene Ontology annotation, cellular component: cytoplasm. Gene Ontology annotation, molecular function: glucosamine-6-phosphate deaminase activity; identical protein binding.
GGUUCCUCCCAGGCCUGCACACCCCGGGCAGAGCUGAGAGGGCGAGCGCCCGCAGGCCCUCUGCAGGGCAGGGUCCACCCCAGCCCGCAGCCCCGCUGAGUCAGCCCGGCGGGCGGCGCACGACACCGCGUGACCCGCGGUCACGUGACCCGCACGAAGCCACCUCGUUAGCGCUGUCGCUGCAGCCUCAACAGGAGGCGUCUGAGACAAGAUGAAGCUUAUCAUCCUCGACCACUAUUCUCAGGCCAGCGAGUGGGCGGCCAAAUACAUCAGGAACCGCAUCAUCCAGUUUAACCCGGGGCCAGACAAGUACUUCACCCUGGGGCUGCCCACUGGGAGCACCCCUCUUGGCUGCUAUAAGAAGCUGAUUGAAUACUACAAAAAUGGGGACCUGUCCUUUAAAUAUGUGAAGACCUUCAACAUGGAUGAGUACGUGGGCCUUCCUCGAGACCACCCGGAGAGUUACCACUCCUUCAUGUGGAACAACUUCUUCAAGCACAUUGACAUAGACCCAGAAAACACCCACAUCCUGGAUGGGAAUGCAGCCGACCUACAGGCUGAGUGCGAUGCCUUUGAAGAGAAGAUCAAGGCCGCUGGUGGGAUUGAGCUCUUUGUCGGAGGCAUCGGCCCUGACGGACACAUUGCCUUCAACGAGCCAGGUUCCAGUCUGGUGUCCAGGACCCGCGUAAAGACACUGGCCAUGGACACCAUCCUGGCCAAUGCCCGGUUCUUCGAUGGAGAUCUGGCCAAGGUGCCUACCAUGGCCCUGACAGUGGGCGUGGGCACUGUCAUGGAUGCUCGAGAGGUGAUGAUCCUCAUCACGGGUGCUCACAAGGCAUUCGCUCUGUACAAGGCCAUCGAAGAGGGCGUGAACCACAUGUGGACCGUGUCCGCCUUCCAGCAGCACCCCUGCACUGUGUUUGUGUGUGACGAGGAUGCCACGCUGGAGCUGAAAGUGAAGACUGUCAAGUAUUUCAAAGGUUUAAUGCUUGUUCACAACAAGCUGGUGGAUCCCUUGUACAGUAUCAAAGAGAAAGAAAUUGAGAAAAUCCAGUCUUCUAAGAAACCCUACAGUGAUUAGCCGGUGCAGGAACUGAGUCUCAAGUACCUCAAAGACAGGCAGGUCUUUCUGGAAAUUGCCUUUAGGAGAUCAGAACUGUAUUUCUUAUUUCAGUAUGGAUACUCCAGAUAAGUGGGUGAACUUACUCUUCUUGGCUGUGAGGCUAGGGCCUGAUCAUAGAAUCUAGCUAUAGGGAGAAUGACUUGUUUGUAACUUAAUCAGAAAGCAAUCUCUGAAACAGGCACUCCCAUCGGUUUGAUGCCUGCCACACCCAGAUCAGUAGUUUUUAACUUUUGUGUUUUGCCCCGUCACUGUUCACAUGUGUAGAACACUCCCACCAGGAAUUUCUAUCCUUAUGUGCCCUGAUUCUUAAGUGGGAGGGAAUUAGGGUUUGUAUAUAUUGGACACAACCUCUUUGGGGGGUCUCGAGAACUCCUCUUAUUCCUGGUUAAGGAACAGAUUUUUCAGUGUCUAAACUAAACACAAGGAAACAGUCCCUCUAAUCAGGUGCCAUGGAAAGAAAACCAUCCCUUCCCCCCCCCCCGCGCCCCCCCCCACCAGCCUUUUCAUGAGCUGGGAGAAUUCUUUGGGGAAGAUUUGGGUGGGCAGGACUAAAGAGAUGGCUUUCGAUGAUACACUCAGAGCCUCGAGGGACCCGGUCAUGCCAAACUUCUCUCCCUCAGGCACGUCCAGCACCAAGAGGGGCAAGGGGAAACCUGUUCUCACUGGAGCACCGUGUUUUGUCCAAGGUCUCCCUGUGGUUCCUCUCUUUUAUAUACUCAUUAGUAAGUCGGAGUCUGGGCAGGGGCAAUAGACACUGUUGUGUUCAGCCAGGUGACAGCUGGGCUCAAGUUCAGUUGCUGAGUUUAGCUGUAACACAGGAGUACCAUGCUGUCCCAUUUCCAUGAGAGUCGAGGGCCACCACAACACACCAAAGGAGUUAGUACUGUGCCCCUACUUGCAAGACCCUGCUCUCCUAACCCUCUCAGGUCCACGGCUGAGGUCUGGUGUUCUCAGAACACCCAAGUACAAGCCUGUGCCCACUCCAAGAUGGGCUGCUGCUGCACCUUCCCUCUGCUCUCUUCAGCCUUCAAGGAGUGGCCGGGCCGCCUCCCUGUUUCUGUGCCUGUUCAAAGCUACUGCUGCCUCUGUUUCUGGGAAAGGUCUUUCCGGCCUGUGAGUGCUGUUUGGUACCAGCAUUUCAUCUGUAGCUUUUAUAUCUGCUUGUGUUGUCAUUCUGUUUUAAGCUAAUGGGUUAAUGGACUUGUUUACAAUGUGAUAUUUUCUAUUAAAUCCAGUAUUUUCCAAUAAAAUGUGUCAUUUGUGGAUUUGGA